AUGGCCAUGGUGGCCACCGUGGGAGGCAUGCUUUUCGGAUUCGAUAUUUCUUCCAUGGCAACCAUUGUCACCACCGAACAAUACAUCGACUGCUUUGACAACCCCAGCGGUGUCAAGCAAGGUGCCAUCGGCUCCGCCCUAGCUACUGGAUCCGUUCUGGGUUCUUUGAUCGCAGGCCCCAUCUCUGAUAAGUGGGGUCGACGUGACAGGUAUACCGUUCUUCCCCCAUGCUUAAAUUUAAGCAUAUUUGCUGACGACGUCACCCUGGUUGCCACCAAUGGUUUCGGAUCCCUCGUCGCUGGCCGUAUCCUCAACGGUGUCUGUGUUAGCAUCACAUCUUCUCAGGUCCCCGCCUAUCUUGCCGAGAUUGCCAAGCGCGUUCGUACCACUUCCCUUCUUUCCCAUAGACCAAUUGCUCACCUCGUUUUAGGAGCGCCGCGGACGCAUCAGUGCUUUAUCGGCUGCGGCUACAUUGAGGGUACUGCAUCGUUUAGAACUGCAUGGGGAACUCAAUUCAUCCCCUGCGUCUUCCUUAUGCUUGGCCUUCCUGUCCUCCCUCGACCCCCCCCCACCCCCCCCCCCCCCCCGAUGGCUCGCCAAGGCGACAUUCACGAUGUCCUGGCCGUUGCUGAGUGGCGUGAGAUCUCCGAGACCCUGGCCAGUGAACGAGAGUCUGGCAAAGGCUGGCGCAAGUUCAUCAAGAACGGCAUGUGGAAGCGAACCAUGGCUGGAUUGUCGGUCCAGGCCUGGCAGCAACUGAGUGGAGCGAACGUCAUGGGCUCCAUCACUAUGGGUCUAUAUCAAUUUGUCGUCGUUGGCAUGCUGAGUGCCUACGGAGAGGAUGUUCCCGGAGGUGUCGGCGGAAACGCCAACGUGGUCAUUCGCGUCACUAGGUCUCCCGCCAAUACUGUUAUUGCCUUCAGCUACCUCCUGAUUAUCAUUUACGCUUUGACUCUUGCCCCAUCCACUAGAACUCGCGCCACAGGUAUGGCCCUAGCCGCCGAGGCCAACUGGCUCUUCAACUUCGCUCUUGGAAUGUUCACUCCACUCACAUUCCUCAACAUCAAAGGAAACAUUUUUAUUGUUUUCGGAGUUCUCUGUUUGGCAGCUGCUGUGCAAGCCUGGUUUACUUACCCCGAGACCUGUGGCAAGACCAUUGAAGAGGUGGAGGAGCUUUUCAGAAAGGGUGCUGUGCCAGCUUGGAAGACUAAGAAGGGUGGCUCGCGUCUGGAGGCCGAGGUGGCGGCUGUGCAGGAGGCCAAGGACAAGGGCAAGCUGGACCUGAUCGAGCGAGAGCUCCCUGGGGCCACCGAGAAGGCUUAAAUGGUCUAGGGAAGAGCAAGACUGCAGUGACUUGGAUGUCAAGAGAAGGAGAAGGUACUGUGUGGAUUGUGUUCCUGGUUGAUUCUGUUCGCGUUCGUGACAGCAGGUCAUCAACCCACCUCGCUGGUUUUAUUAAACAAUGAUUUCAACCCAUUGAGAAUUGCGUACUAAGCUCAAAGUGUUGGAUGUGGCGAAAAAUUAUAAUGCCUCAAUGGGUGUCGGAGGAUGCCGAGAGGCCUGACAAGGGUGGUGAGAUCUUGUAAGGUAUAUCCUGGGAGCGUGAGAGUUGAGGUUGAAAGCGGGAAAUUGAUAGAUCUCGUGUACGUCAUAAGUGCAGAGAAGAGCCAUUGAGUUCCG
Messenger RNA from Ilyonectria robusta, 1680 nucleotides. RefSeq names its product major facilitator superfamily domain-containing protein. Gene Ontology annotation, molecular function: carbohydrate:proton symporter activity. The transcript is spliced from 8 exons. The record is from RefSeq and is a predicted model, not a curated record. The coding region runs from base 1 to 1323 and encodes 440 amino acids. Lineage: Eukaryota; Fungi; Ascomycota; Sordariomycetes; Hypocreales; Nectriaceae. Gene Ontology annotation, cellular component: membrane. Gene Ontology annotation, biological process: transmembrane transport; carbohydrate transport.